This is a messenger RNA of Durio zibethinus, 4313 nucleotides long. RefSeq names its product histone acetyltransferase HAC12-like. Gene Ontology annotation, molecular function: zinc ion binding; chromatin DNA binding; transcription coactivator activity. NCBI's taxonomy places the organism in Eukaryota, Viridiplantae, Streptophyta, Magnoliopsida, Malvales, Malvaceae. Gene Ontology annotation, cellular component: histone acetyltransferase complex; transcription regulator complex. The record is from RefSeq and is a predicted model, not a curated record. Gene Ontology annotation, biological process: positive regulation of transcription by RNA polymerase II.
UGGUCGGUGGCCAAUAAUUCUCCUAUGUGUUGACUUUACCUGACUGGAUAACUUAACCUAAAACAGAUUUGUUUUCUCUCAUAAAUCAUUCUCUGGACCCACUCACCGACCUUCGAUUGCGAAAGUCGAGGAAAGCUAGAGAAAAUAAAACUAAAGCACGAAAAAGAGAAUAAUCAGGAGGAGUACAUGAACCAGAGGUACCCUCUAGAAGUCUUGCUCUCAGGAAAUGUUCUUAAUGGAAAUCCUAAUUCCAACUGUAAGAUGAUGAUGCCGACUUCGGAUUUGGCACAAGCACAUGCACAAGAUGAAACUAAUCAAUUUGGCUUCAUAAAAGGAUUCUUUGGUGAUGCACUUAAAGCACAAGCUGCUGCAUAUACCAGUUCUGAUUGGAAUAAUGCGUCCAACUUUGGUAUGGUGCAUGUUGGGGGCAAGAUGGUUCUUUCUACUGAGUCUGGUAUAUUGCCUGGUGUGGACUCUGGGAUGGCCAGUUCAACUAUUUUUCCAUGCAUGCAGUUUUAUAGGCCGUCUGGGGCUGAAUCUAAAUGUCCUUUCACUGUACAAAAUCAAUCUUAUUGUCCAGUAAAUGAACAAACUGCAGGUGGUCUUCCUCGGUUUCCUUUAGAAGAAUCACAGACAGAUUCCAAUGAUCUGUUGAAAUGGGCUAUCCAGCAUAAGAUUUUACUUGCUUAUAUCCAGUACAAGAAGUCAGUGGUGUUUAUGGGGGAUGCUCGAUUUUCUUUUGUGAACCAUAUGCAUUCAGCAGUCUGCAGCAAGUAUACCUGCAAAUGUGAACAAUUUUUCUCACUUGCAUUGCAUUAUGAUGGCUGUCAUGAUGCUGAUUGUAAUAUUUGCGGUCCUGUUUGGUAUAGCUCUGUCACCAAAAAACUUCACCCUAAGUUUGAACAUGUAAAAAGAUGUCUGCUAAGAGAUUCCGAUAAUGGAGAUUCUGGCCAGCCCGAAUGUGGUAGUUCAGAAACCAUGCAACCUUCUUUGAAGCGUUUGAAGGUGGAAAACCCUUCUUCUCCCAGCUUGCCUUAUAAUGGCAUGUUUUAUGCAACGGCUCCUUUGAAGGUUCAACCAUGUUAUCCCAAGCUUCCACCCUUGCUGCAAUUGCCAGAAUCUCCCGUAUCUUCUAAUUCUGAGGUUAUGGAGGGAAAAAUCGAGUUGCUACCAAAGCUUACGGAAGAUCCUACAAGCACUAAUGAGAUUGUUAAGGAUGUUGCAGAUAAUUCUCCUAUAUUGGCUACAAAGAGUUUUCCAGGUCCUUCAGAAGUGGUUGUCUGCAGUAGUAAAUUAGAGGAAACAGAUGCUGUUGGCAAUCAUAAAGAAGAGGAUAUGAACUUCAGAAAUGGUAAUGAUAUUGCAGACAAUUUAAUAGAUCACUCUAACAAUUUGGAAUUCAAUACUUGGCCCAGCUUCUCUGAAGGACCUCCAGCUGGUUGUGAAGAGGGAGGAACAGAAGCCAGGGCUAAUUCCAACCAGGCUGAGCUAGCUAUAGAAAAUGAGCUCAUUGCACAAGAAUCAAGUUGUGGAAAGGAAAUAAAGUUGGACAGUCUAAAAAUAAGAGGUUUGUCCUUAACUGAAAAUUUCACAGCACAGCAAAUAAAGGAACAUAUAUCAAGUCUUCGUCAGUGUAUUGGUCAGGAUAUGCAAAAGAAAGAAAGGGGAAAUGGAAUAGCCAAUGUUGACAGCGAGAACUCGUGCCAGUUGUGUGGAGCAGAUAAGCUUUCACUUGCCCCAGCACCAAUUUAUUGUUCAUCAUGUGGUGGUCGUAUCAGACACAAUGCAAUCUAUUACAGCACACCUGAAGAAAAUGACAUCAGACAUUUCCUUUGUACCUCAUGCUAUAAGGCAACUCGGGCUGAGAGUAUCACAUCUUCUGGGAUUGUUCUUUCCAAGGCAAAGCUGGUUAAAAAGAAGAAUGAUGAGGAAGUAGAAGAAUCGUGGGUUCAGUGUGAUAAAUGUGAAGGCUGGCAACACCAGAUGUGUGCUCUCUUUAAUGAUAAAAAUGAUAAGGAAGGAAAGGCUAAGUUCAUCUGCCCGAUAUGCUGCUUAAGAGAAAUUCAAAAUGGAGAACGUAUGCCCCCACUAGUGAGUACUGUUUUUGGUGCAAAAGAUCUCCCACGAACCAUGCUUAGUGACCACAUAGAGCAAAGACUCUUUAGGAGUCUUCAGAAAGAAAGAGAAAAGAAAGCACGGGUUACAGGAAAGAGCAUUUAUGAGGUUCCUGAAGCAGAAGGCCUUGUUGUCAGAGUGGUGUUAUCUGUUGACAAAUUUGUAAAGGUGAAGAAGCAGCUUUUAGAUAUACUUCAUGAUGAGAAUUACCCUGCUGAGUUUCCAUACAAGUCAAAGGUUAUUCUUUUGUUUCAGAAGAUUGAAGGGGUAGAUGUAUGCCUUUUUAGCAUGUAUGUCCAGGAGUUUGGCUCAGAAUGUGGUCAACCAAAUCAACGCUGUGUUUAUAUCUCAUAUCUUGAUUCUGUAAAGUAUUUUAGACCUGAGAGGGAAACUGCAGCUGGAGAAGCUCUUCGAACUGUUGUUUAUCACGAAAUAUUGAUAGGAUACCUUGAAUACUGCAAGAAACGGGGGUUUGCAACUUGCUAUUUAUGGGCCUGUCCACCUCUUAAAGGAGAAGAUUAUAUCUUAUAUUGCCACCCAGAGAUUCAGAAAACACCAAAGUCUGAUAAGCUACGGCACUGGUAUCAGUCCGUGCUACAAAAAGCUGCCAAAGAGAACGUAGUGGUUGAUAUGACAAACUUAUACGAUCACUUUUUUGUUUCCACUGGGCAAUACAACUCCAAGGUGACAGCAGCUCAUUUACCAUAUUUUGAUGGUGACUAUUGGUCUGGUGCUGCUGAGGAUGUGAUAAAGAAUAUUGAAAAAGAAAGUUUAGAAGACUCAAAAAAGAUGAGCAAGAAAAUUAUGUCAAAGAGAAUGUUAAAAGCCAUGGGACACACAAAUCCUUCUGGUCUUGCCACUAAGGAUAUUCUGCUGAUGCAGAAGUUGGGCCAAAAUAUUCUACCUAUUAAGGAGGACUUUAUCAUUGCCCACUUGCAGUUUGUCUGCACAUGUUGCCACAGACCUAUAUUAUCUGGAUGGCGAUGGUUUUGCGGUCUUUGUAAAAGCUUUCAGCUAUGUGAAAGGUGCCAUGAUGCAGAGAAAAAUAUCUACAAGGAAAGCUCUCACACGUUAUGUACCGGGGAAAAACAUUUACUGAGUAGGAUUAUGGUGGAUGCACCUUUGGAUACUGAUGAUAAAGACAUCAAUAUGGAUAAUGGUUUAUUUGAAAAUAGGCAUGGUUUUUUGAGCUUCUGUCAGAAGAACAAUUAUCAGUUUGACACACUUCGCCGGGCCAAGCAUUCCUCAAUGAUGAUCCUACACUACCUUCACUAUCCAACUGUGUUCACUGCUGGAACCACCUGCAGUAUUUGUUACAAGGACACACCAACAGACCAGUGCUGGCUAUGUGAGAUCUGCCCGAAUGUUGCUGUUUGUGCUGCAUGCUAUCAAAAAGAUUAUGGUUCCUUGCAUGUUCAUAAGUUGACUCAGCAUUCUUCGGCUGUUAAUUCUGACACCGAGAAUAGAGAGGCUCAGAAGAAGGAAUUACUGAAAACGCGAGUUCUGGAAGUUUUGUUGCAUGCCUGUCAAUGCCACUCUCGCUGCUCCUACCCAAAUUGCCUUCUCAUCAAAAAGCUAUUCUAUCAUGCAAAAGAGUGCAGUGUUAGGGCUGCUGGGGGUUGCCAGCACUGUAAGAAGAUGUGGCUCAUACUGAGACUGCACUCCAGAAAUUGUAAAGAAUCUGAUUGCAUCGUACCACGCUGCAGGGACAUAAAGCAGCAUGCAAAGAUUUUGGCACAGCAGUCUGAAACAUUAGGAAGAGGCUGCACAUGAAGAACACACCAAUAACAGGGCAGGCCCUUGGGAUUGAUCGGAGCACUUAGUAUCUCAAUUGUACAGUUAGAAUAGGAAUGUCACAACAUAAACAACUGCAUAACAUGUCAAAGAGAAAAAGUUGAUAGUCAGGUAGCUUGAGGUCAUGAAAUCAUUGUUUUUCUACCUGCCAUUGUUGUAUAGCUUCUUGUGCUUCAAUUUUGGUAUGAAUAGUUGGCCAUGACAAAAAAAUAUUGUUUUGGUAUGAAUGGAGUGGUAGGAGGUAUGUUUUAAGUUCAAGGAUAUUAAAAUUUUUGUUGAUGUUCAAGUGAUGUAGGAGAAACAAAACUGUUUAUUAAUAUAUAUGUUUGAAAUAACAGGUGCUGUAGUGUUUUAAUUAUACUAAGAUGUUUAUUUACAAAGUUUCUUAGUAGGGGAGUAAAUGA